Molecule: messenger RNA, 506 nt
Organism: Prorocentrum cordatum
Lineage: Eukaryota; Dinophyceae; Prorocentrales; Prorocentraceae
Source: the annotation of a GenBank genome assembly
CUCGUCUGUCGUCUGUCGUCUGUCGCUGCCGCCGUCGUCGCCUUCCUCGUCGCUCGUCGCCUCCGCCGCCGUCGCCUCCGCCGCCUCACUCCUCCGUGCACGAGCUGUUUCUCUGGGCCCAGCCUCAGCCGCCCCGCCUCGCGAAGCCUCGUCCCCAGCCCCAGCGGCGCGCUCGCGCGCGCACUCCGCUCCCGCCGCGCGCGCGGCAUGGCGCCCGGCGCCGGCGGCGGCAGGCAGGGCGGGGACGAGAGCUGGCCGGCGUCCAUCCCACAGGUGAGCACAGGGAUCGUCAAGACCGAGCACAGGCACGGCCACAAGCCGUUCCAGUCGUACAGUCUGCCAAGCUGGGUCCGGCACCCCGACAAGCAGAAAUGCUCCAUGUACCUCCAGCCCGAGGACUACAUGGGCUGCCGCAAGCGCCACAACGACUUCGCGUGGAACGUCGCUCAUGUCGGCGCUCAGUGCGGCAUGUUCGACGGCCAGGGGUUCAGGAUGCUCGAGAAGGC